AUGUUCUUCUUUUCGCGGGUGCUGUCGACAGCACGCCUGUUCUCGACAUCCGCUAUGGCGGCGUACCCUAAGCUCAAGAGCCAUUCCGGGACGAAGAAACGGUGGCGGUCAAUUGCGUCGGGCAUCUUCAAACGUGGACACGCUGGGCACAAACAUUUGAACGUGAAUAAGAGCAUGGCUCAGAAGAACCGCCUGUCACAGACAACGUACUCGAACAAGUCGCAAACAGUCAGGCUGAAGAAGCUGCUGCCCUACGGCUCCCCUUGA
Messenger RNA from Rhodofomes roseus, 267 nucleotides. RefSeq lists its product as uncharacterized. The transcript has 2 exons. NCBI's taxonomy places the organism in Eukaryota, Fungi, Basidiomycota, Agaricomycetes, Polyporales, Fomitopsidaceae. The coding region runs from base 1 to 267 and encodes 88 amino acids. Gene Ontology annotation, molecular function: structural constituent of ribosome. Gene Ontology annotation, cellular component: ribosome; large ribosomal subunit. Gene Ontology annotation, biological process: translation. The record is from RefSeq and is a predicted model, not a curated record.